Molecule: messenger RNA, 1548 nt
Organism: Stylonychia lemnae
Lineage: Eukaryota; Ciliophora; Spirotrichea; Sporadotrichida; Oxytrichidae
Source: the annotation of a GenBank genome assembly
AUGGAGCAAUCUCUCAACUUUAACUUGAGUACGCAGGAGGAUGAUAAGCAUAUUACGAAUAUAACCCUUAAUGUUAGUCCUUCCGCCUAACACAACUCCAUCUAUUCAAGAAUAAACGGCGAGGAAGAAGAGGAGUUUCAGCCACUUAAGGAGUUCAAAUAACUUACUGAAUUCAACAAGGAGAGGCAUGAAUCUAUUCAACACUUUGUUUAAUCUCUAAGGAGACUUGAAGAUCUUGGAAUUUUCAAAUCUGUUGGAACUGACAGUAAAGGAACUAUUUAUUAUAUGGUGUUUGGCUAUAAGUAUCCAACUAACACAGUUGAGAGAGUUUAAGCAAAUAAAGAUGUUAUAUCGAUACUUAAUUUUAUCUCAGAAAGAUACAAUUUCAGUUUCAUUUAUUUCUACACAAAGAUCAAGAAACUCAGCAAGGAACCGGCUUCUACUCUCAGGCAAAUGUACGGAAGGUUCAAGUCAGAUAACAAGAGGCGCCUCUAAGGAAUUCAUCUCAUACACGCCAGUUGCUAUGCCAAGGCAAGACUUAAGUUUAUCAGAUGCUGCGGAGGUGGAAGAAUGAACUACUUAAAUAAAGUCAAUUUCUAUUCAACCCUGGCUUAUUAUCUAGGCACUAUCAAAACUGAAUCAUCUCUUAUAUAAAGAAUCAUUGGAUCGCUUCCACAUGAGAUUCAUCAAAUAUACCUCAGAGAACAGGAGGCAGUGAGUAAAUAUUCUUACUUUGUUGAUAUAUAUUUCGUAAUAGAGGCAAGAGUUCAAAGCAAAGUGAAGGAAGCUAACUAUGCCAAAUCUGAUGAAAUGAACUAAGCCUUAUUGCAGGGAUGUGCUAAAGAAGUCUUAGAAAGAGGUGAUGAGCAGUAUAAGAAUUUUAAGACAGAGAGUGCAGUGCAAACCACAGAUAUCAUCGGAAGGCACUUAUAUGAAUUUUCGAGAAGAGAAAAUGACUUGAUCCCUGAGAUAUUUAUCCUUCUCGUGACAUUCUUUGAAGUCAAUCCACACUUAUUCAAAACUGAUGCUAUAUUCAGAGCAGCUGCUAGCAUGGAAAAAGUAGAUGAACUACAAAUACAUCUGCAAAUGGGCAACUACUAUAUUCUUACAUAAAUGGUUAAUGAACCUCAUGCAGUUGCAAAUUUCUUCAAGAAAAUACUUAAAUGUAUGGGUGAACCACUGUGCAGUUUCAAACUAUAUCCUAGAUUCCGUGAUUUAUCAGAUGUAAAGAUCGAGUUAAGAGUAGAUAAACUGAAAGAAAUUUGUUCAUUAUUGCCUGUAGUUAACAAGCAUACAUUUGUGUACAUAAUCAGAUUCCUUCAUAAAGUUAUUGAGCAACACACAAUUAACAAGAUGACACUUCACAAUCUAGCGAUCGUUAUAACGCCAAAUUUAUUCCGGCCAUUUGAAUUGACAGCCAAUGAUUUGAUAUUCGCAGGACAUCUUGUUGAAUCUUUUAAACUAAUGAUUUAGCAUUACGAGUACAUCUUCGAGAUAGAUGAGCAGGAUAGUUAUGGAUCCAGUAACACAUCGAAUGACAAAAAAUGA